GGUAUUAUUUCCCGCCACAGAGGUUUGUUUUCUAAUAUUGAAAUAUAACCUACAAAUUUGGAAAGUGUAAUUCAGUGUAAAGUAAACUAUUUGUUAAAAGUGGAUGAACUUUUUAAUGUUUUAGUGGCCUAUUUGAAAUUAAGCGAAAUUUAGUUAAGAUAACUGUUUAAAGCCUAAAUAGUGUCAUUCGAUAAUAUUCUUAGUACUAUAUUUUUAGUGAUCCCUAAGUUGUAUAUUGUGCUUUUAGCAUCUAACUUUUACUAGCAUAUAACAAAAUGUCAUCUCUUCUUAGUGCGGACUUAGCAGCUGCAUGCAACGCUCUCGGGUACUACGACGCGAAAUCGGGUAAAUAUUAUGCAGAUGCAAACACAUUAGAGACAGUGAAAGACUUAAUUCGGUAUUUAAGACGAGAUGAUGAGACUCAUGACAUUCGUAGACAGCUCGGUGAAACUGCUGUUCUGCAAAGUGAUUUGUUGCCACUAUUAAAAAGCUAUUGGGAGGAAGCUGAUUUGUUUGAUGUUCUUUUAAGAUUAGUUGUUAAUCUAACUACACCGGCCUUACUCCUCUGGAAUGAGCAAAGGCCGACUGAAAAGACGGCGAGCAAUUAUUACCUACAAGUCGAGGGACAUUUGCAAAGCUAUAAAGAAGCUUUUGCCGACGAGACCGUUUGGGCCGUUUUAAGCAAGAGGCUUAGUAAAAUUUUGGAAUUAGAACCUCUUCAGCGUGGUGAUGAAAACAGCCUUAUUAUCGAACGCAUCUUGAUCCUUAUCCGAAAUAUUCUGUAUAUUCCCGCCGACUCCAUGGAAAGAAGACCUGAUAACGAUGCUAGUAUACAUGACCAGGUCCUUUGGGCCUUUCACCAAUCCGGUAUGCUGGACAUAAUCCUCUAUAUAACCAGCUCACAAAAUGAAAGUGCCUAUUACUUACACAUCUUGGAGAUCCUUUCGUACAUGCUGCGUGAACAAAAGGCAUCGGAUCUUGCACAUGCCGCUUUGCAGCGGAGCCAAACGGAAAAAGUGCGGGACGAGGCCGAACUAUUGGCCAUAAGACACAAAGAAAUCAAUGAAAAACAGAAGAAGAGCAAGGCAUAUAGUGGAACAAGACACUCAAGAUUCGGCGGUACAUUUGUGGUGAAGUCAAUGAAAUCUAUCAGUGAAAACGAACUGAUUUACUACAAACCGCUCUCGAAAUUGGAAUCUCUGGAUUUUGAUACAGAUAAAGUGAAACCAAAAACUCCGAGAAAUAGACUUCCUGUAAAAGCUACGUCAACCGAGCGCAGAUCGGCUUUCAGCAUUCGUCUGUUCCUAAAGGAAUUCUGUGUCGAAUUUCUAAAUGGAGCCUACAACACUUUGAUGUAUCACGUAAAAGACAAUUUGGUUAGGGCGAAAUCGCAGGCCAACGACGAAUCGUAUUACUUGUGGGCUAUUCGAUUUUUCAUGGAGUUCAACAGGUGCUACAAAUUCGAGGUGAAGCUGGUUAGUGAAACGAUGUCCGUACAAACUUUCCAUUAUGUUCAGCAACAGAGCGAGAACUUUUAUGAUAUGAUGGCUACCGAUAAGAAAAAGAUAAAACUAUGGUCUCGCCGAUUGCAUCUCGCGGUUCUGGCCUACCGGGAGCUUUUUAUGACAUUGGCUGCUAUGGAUAGAUCGCCAGACGGAAACGUUCGUGAUUCAGCUAAAGUUAUCAAAAGCAAUAUUUUCUACGUCCUGGAGUAUAGAGAGUUUAUUUUGACAUUGCUGGUGAACUAUGAUGAACUAAAAAUGUCGGACACUUAUUUAAAAGAUCUGAUUGAGACGCAGCAUAUUUUUAUAAAAAUGCUGGAAACGUUUAUUGGUCGAGAAGGAAGUGUGAUGGUCCAAGGCAAAAGCAGAAAGAAGAAAGGGACUACUAAGAAAGGCUCCAAAAAAAGCUCGCAACCCAUCAGCCUUACCUUCAAUCUAGAUGCAAUGUGGGAUGAGACUUCUCCACAGGUUUCAGCAAUUUUGGAAUCUAAUACUCAGCUUUCUACCGACAUUGCGCCUUUUGAUGCUGCCUCAGAUAUUCCGAUAGAUGAUCAAAAAGUCGACGCAAUGAAAAAUAUACAGCGCAAAUUAAGGAAUGGAGAAUUUGAGACUGCAAUUGCCAUUUUACGGGCUGCUAGGGAGAUUUGGCCUGAGAACGAUAGUUUCGGGAGUCCUAAUAUGGCGCCAGAGGAGGAAUUCUUGGCCCUUAGGGACAUCUUCUUUGCUGACUUGGGAGAGAAUACAAAAGAAGCACAGCCCAAUGAGUCCGAUGACGUUUCAGAUAAUGAAAAUGAGGAAGAUGAAGAAGAUAGAGAACAGGAGACAUAUCAAGAAUGCGACUUUAAGUUUAACGAUUUUAUUAAAAGGUUAUGUCAUCCAAGGAUCGUACGAGCUGCAUCCCUGGCUCUUAAAGAGUUUAACGUAAACUCAACGCAUACUAACCAUUGUGUGGCUAAGUUAUUACAUAGAAUAGCUUUUGAUUCAAAAAUGAGCGUAAUGGUAUGCCAACUUAGCAUUUUUAGAACUUUUCAACAUAUUUUUGAGGUACAAGAUGUUCCAGAGUACAAGGAAUUGGUAAAGUUUGCAACUUACAUCAUAAGGCAGUUCGUGAAAAUAGCAGAUAUUAACAAAAAAGUGUUUAUGGAAAUGCUAUUCUGGAAAUCUAGUAAAGAAUGUUUUGACAUCGAAUAUGGAUACAGUGAAACACAUGGAAAAGAUGCUGCCAAUAAGGCUUGGUCUGAACAACAAGAAGAUGAAGUACGUCGCCUAUUUAUGGAACAUCAAAGCUCAGGAAAUACCGAUGAUGUAGUAGAUUUCAUCACUGAAAAUCUUAUAGAACAAACCAAAAGCAGGCGACAGGUUUUAAAAAAACUGAAAGAACUAAUGUUGCUGGUAGACUAUAAAGGAAAGAAAAAAUCUGGUUCGAGGCCACCAAAAAAUUGGACAACCGAAGAAGAAGAGACUUUACAAGAACUAUUUGAGCAAUUUAAAAAUACUGAUGAUCCUUUAGGUAACAUUAUGAAUAGCUUGAUUACUCCACGGCCGAAAAACCGAGUCGUUGAAAAGCUUCUUGUAAUGGGCUUGAUUCAAGACAAAAAAGAAAUUCAGAAGAAAAGGUCUGGAUAUUGGAGAAAAUCUCAUCAGCAUUCCUCAGAGGAAAAUAUCUCAUCCAGUGAUGAGGAUGUUUCAAAACCAACAAAGCCUUCAGGAAUACUGCAAAAACCACUAAAAAAGAAAAAAAUUGCAUCCAGUAACUCAAAAGAAAACCAGAGGCCUAAAUUUGUACAAGUUGCCAGGUCAAAAAUAAUACAGUUACUUAUUGCUGUCAAAAAUAAUGAAAUGCAGGAACCCCUGCAGUGGUUGAGAGAGAGCUUAGGCGAUGCCAUUGAUGAUUACGAAGUCGGAAAUUCUGAAGGCAUUCCAUUAGUCCCAGUAAUGGAUUAUGCUGAGGCGGCAAUGGAAAACGUCGAGUUUCAGAGACUUCUCAAAGCAUUCGGUGUCUGUCCGCCGUUCGACGAACAGGAAAUAUACUGGCGAAUACCAGUAGCUCUUAAACCUGAUACACUUCAAGAAUACUGCAACAUGAUUGAUCAAGCGUUGGAUGAUAAUCUUCAGGUUACAGUAGGAGAAUUGAAAGCAGAUAUACAAUUAGACUAUAGCCUAACAAAUAUGGAGAGUUCUGACGAUGAUAAUGUCUUCAAUAAAUUAAGAAUUAUGGUAAAAGAUAAUUCCGAAGAAAAUAAUAAAAAUAUACGGUCUGAAAAGUCACCAUCAAUAGAAUCAAAUGCUUCUGAUAUAAAUUCUGAUGAGGAGUCCAAUACUAACAAAAACCGAUCAAAUUCGGACAAAAGUAACGAUGGUGAAAUUUUUGCAGAAAUUAAUGUAAUGAACCAGGAAGAGAAUUUUGAAGAAAAUUUAAAAGGAAAAAGGCAACGGGCCUUAUUAGAUUCGGACGAUGAAAAUCAAGCUCCCGUAUCUAAACGUAGUAGAAUCAUAAUUGAAUCUGAUAGUGAGUAACCUUACAACGAAACCAGGAUUAAGUUUCCUCUGGAAGCUAACUUCUAUAUUUAAUAUGUAGAAAUCAUAUGUAAUAAAUGAUUACACUGCU
This is a messenger RNA of Anthonomus grandis grandis, 4110 nucleotides long. RefSeq names its product protein timeless homolog. The record is from RefSeq and is a predicted model, not a curated record. Gene Ontology annotation, cellular component: replication fork protection complex. The transcript has 21 exons. Gene Ontology annotation, molecular function: DNA binding. Gene Ontology annotation, biological process: replication fork arrest; DNA replication checkpoint signaling; DNA repair. Lineage: Eukaryota; Metazoa; Arthropoda; Insecta; Coleoptera; Curculionidae. The coding region runs from base 276 to 4019 and encodes 1247 amino acids.